AUGCAGGCCGACACGUCGUGGUCGGACCUCCUCUUGGCCCUGCUAAAGGUGACGACUGUUACCGCCUUCUUCGGCACGUCGCGGUCCAGAGACUUUGGGCUUGCAUCCCCGAAUUGCCGCUCUCCCAACAAAGUCUUCAGCCAACUUUGUGCAUAUCAACAACCUAGCACUGGAUGAUGGUGCUCUUGUUGCCAGUCCAUGGGACGACUAGCGCUUGAUUGCUUGACUGAUAUUUUUCACCAUGUGUUUGCUAUUGACUCGUACCAAAACGGCCGUGCAGCACCCCCUUUAGCUUCCCAGCAAACGUCACAGUUGACGCGCCA
Molecule: messenger RNA, 323 nt
Organism: Pyricularia oryzae 70-15
Lineage: Eukaryota; Fungi; Ascomycota; Sordariomycetes; Magnaporthales; Pyriculariaceae
Exons: 1
Coding region: 1-177 (58 amino acids)
Source: RefSeq, a predicted model, not a curated record